GUGAGGUUGUGCGUCAUUUGCUUUUCGCUUCGUGUAGGGUUGAGAGUGAAUCUAGCGACUUCGGCUUUGGUGGGAGGAGGGGUCUGGGAAGGGUUGGGCUCAGGCUUUUUCCCGUCCGGUAGAGGUUCUCGCGGGAUCGCGCGGAGGCGGCAGCUGUUCGGCUCCUGACUGCUGUAGCCGCGGAGGCGGCGGCUACGUUUUCGGCUUCUGCUGUUCUAAGUCGGUGAGUUCUCGCGGGAGCGGGGUUAUGUCCUCGUGGGAUCCGUUGGCGGUGGCGGAGGUCCUCAAGUAGCCUGACCUGAGUGGGUUAUUGAUCCAGAGCAACCAGCAGACCAAUUUGGUCAGGAAGGUUCAGGAAGCUGUUGGAGCAGUGUUGGGAUUUCCCACCAGGAUGAGUAUGAUUGGCUGUGAUUUUAGAUCAUAAAGCAGAAAAUCGAAAACAUGAAAGUAGACAGGACUAAACUGAAAAAGACACCCACUGAGGCUCCUGCAGACUGCAGAGCCUUAAUAGACAAACUCAAAGUUUGUAAUGAUGAGCAACUCCUCUUGGAACUGCAGCAGAUCAAAACAUGGAACAUUGGAAAGUGCGAGUUGUAUCACUGGGUGGACCUGUUGGACCGCUUCGAUGGAAUUCUGGCAGAUGCUGGACAAACAGUGGAGAAUAUGUCUUGGAUGCUUGUAUGUGAUAGACCAGAAAGAGAGCAACUGAAAAUGCUUCUCUUGGCAGUGUUGAACUUCACGGCCUUGCUCAUAGAGUACAGCUUUUCCCGGCAUCUGUACAGCUCCAUAGAGCAUUUGACAACUUUAUUGGCUUCCUCUGAUAUGCAAGUGGUGCUGGCAGUCCUUAACCUCCUAUAUGUAUUUAGCAAAAGAUCAAACUAUAUCACACGUCUUGGAUCUGACAAGAGGACCCCACUGUUAACCCGGCUGCAACAUUUGGCGGAGAGCUGGGGUGGAAAAGAGAAUGGCUUUGGACUUGCAGAAUGUUGCAGAGACUUGCAUAUGAUGAAAUACCCACCCAGUGCAACUACACUACACUUUGAAUUCUAUGCAGAUCCUGGAGCCGAGGUCAAAAUUGAGAAAAGGACAACUAGUAAUACACUACAUUAUAUUCACAUAGAACAACUUGACAAGAUUUCAGAAAGCCCUUCUGAAAUCAUGGAAUCUCUUACCAAAAUGUACAGCAUUCCUAAAGAUAAGCAGAUGCUGUUAUUUACACACAUACGGCUGGCCCAUGGCUUUUCUAAUCACAGGAAGCGAUUGCAAGCUGUUCAGGCCAGACUGCAUGCAAUAUCUAUAUUAGUAUAUUCCAAUGCCUUGCAGGAAUCAGCAAACAGUAUCUUGUAUAAUGGGUUGAUAGAGGAGUUGGUAGAUGUCCUUCAGAUAACAGAUAAACAGCUUAUGGAGAUUAAAGCUGCUUCUUUACGAACAUUAACUUCAAUUGUCCACUUGGAAAGGACUCCCAAACUCAGCAGUAUUAUUGACUGUACUGGAACUGCCUCCUACCAUGGAUUUUUGCCAGUACUUGUGCGGAACUGUAUCCAGGCCAUGAUUGAUCCUUCCAUGGAUCCAUACCCUCACCAGUUUGCCACUGCUCUCUUCUCUUUUUUAUACCAUCUAGCCAGCUAUGAUGCUGGUGGUGAAGCCUUGGUCUCCUGUGGAAUGAUGGAAGCCUUACUGAAGGUCAUAAAGUUUCUUGGUGAUGAACAGGACCAGAUUACGUUUGUUACCAGAGCUGUCAGAGUGGUUGAUCUCAUCACCAACCUGGACAUGGCAGCUUUUCAGUCCCACAGUGGACUUUCUAUCUUCAUUUAUAGACUUGAGCAUGAAGUUGAUUUGUGCCGAAAAGAAUGUCCAUUUGUGAUCAAGCCAAAGAUCCAGAGACCCAGUACUACGCAAGAAGGAGAAGAAAUGGAAACUGAUAUGGAUGUUGCAGAUGUGACUAUGGAAAGCAGUCCAGGUUCAUCCAUCUCUGUGGAGCAACGGCUGGAUAUUGAAUUAAGGGCAUCAAGUUCCAGCAGCAGUACUGGCAUCUCCUCUGGCCCUGGCCCUGGUUCUGGCCCCAGCCCUGGUCCCGGCCCUGGUCCCGGCCCCGGUCCCGGUCCCGGCCCUGGUCCCGGCCCCGGUCCCGGCCCCGGCCCCGGCUCCAGCCCUGGUUCUGGCCCCCGUCCUGGAGUCCAGUGUAUUCCACAACGAGCAGCACUUCUCAAAUCCAUGUUAAAUUUCCUCAAGAAGGCCAUUCAAGACCCUGCUUUCUCAGAUGGCAUCCGACAUGUAAUGGAUGGUUCUCUGCCUACCUCCCUGAAACACAUUAUCAGCAAUGCAGAAUACUAUGGCCCAUCACUCUUCCUCCUAGCUACUGAAGUGGUGACUGUGUUUGUAUUUCAAGAACCAUCACUGCUCUCCUCACUCCAGGACAAUGGGUUGACAGAUGUCAUGCUGCAUGCACUGCUUAUCAAAGAUGUUCCUGCUACCCGUGAAGUUCUUGGCUCCCUCCCAAAUGUAUUCAGUGCACUCUGCUUGAAUGCCCGAGGUCUUCAGUCUUUUGUACAAUGUCAGCCUUUUGAACGUCUCUUCAAAGUUCUUCUGUCUCCAGAUUACCUCCCAGCCAUGAGGAGGAGGAGGAGUUCUGAUCCCCUUGGGGAUACUGCAUCCAACCUGGGGAGUGCUGUCGAUGAGCUCAUGAGACAUCAGCCCACCCUCAAAACUGAUGCAACAACUGCCAUCAUCAAGUUACUUGAAGAAAUCUGUAAUCUUGGAAGAGACCCUAAAUACAUCUGUCAAAAGCCAUCAAUCCAGAAGGCAGAUGGCACUGCCACUGCUCCUCCUCCAAGGUCUAAUCAUGCUGCAGAAGAAGCUUCUAGUGAGGAUGAGGAGGAAGAGGAAGUACAGGCCAUGCAAAGCUUUAAUUCUACCCAGCAAAAUGAAACUGAGCCUAAUCAGCAGGUUGUUGGUACAGAAGAACGUAUUCCUAUUCCCCUCAUGGAUUACAUCCUUAAUGUGAUGAAAUUUGUGGAAUCUAUUCUGAGCAACAAUACAACAGAUGACCACUGCCAGGAAUUUGUGAAUCAGAAAGGACUCUUGCCUUUGGUUACCAUUUUGGGUCUUCCCAAUCUGCCUAUUGACUUUCCCACAUCUGCUGCCUGUCAGGCUGUUGCAGGUGUCUGCAAAUCCAUUUUGACACUGUCACAUGAACCCAAAGUCCUUCAGGAGGGUCUCCUUCAGUUGGACUCCAUCCUCUCCUCCUUGGAGCCCUUACACCGCCCCAUUGAAUCCCCUGGGGGCUCAGUGUUGUUGCGAGAAUUAGCGUGUGCUGGCAAUGUUGCUGAUGCUACCCUCUCAGCUCAGGCCACACCUUUGCUGCAUGCACUCACUGCUGCCCAUGCCUACAUCAUGAUGUUUGUUCACACUUGCAGAGUUGGACAGAGUGAAAUCCGUUCCAUCUCCGUAAACCAGUGGGGCUCUCAGUUGGGUCUGAGUGUUCUGAGCAAGCUGAGCCAGUUAUACUGUUCCCUGGUAUGGGAAAGCACUGUUCUCCUUUCUCUGUGUACCCCAAACAGCCUACCACCUGGGUGUGAAUUUGGCCAGGCGGAUAUGCAGAAACUGGUUCCAAAGGAUGAGAAGGCAGGUACGACCCAGGGCGGAAAAAGAUCAGAUGGAGAACAAGAUGGGACUACUGGAACUAUGGAUGCUUCUACCCAGGGCUUAUUGGAAGGCAUUGGGCUAGAUGGUGACACAUUGGCUCCCAUGGAGACAGAUGAACCCACUGCUUCAGACUCCAAGGGCAAAUCUAAAAUCACACCAGCCAUGGCUGCCAGAAUCAAGCAAAUCAAGCCUUUGUUGUCAGCUUCCUCGAGAUUAGGCCGAGCACUUGCUGAGCUAUUUGGACUCCUUGUUAAACUUUGUGUGGGAUCUCCUGUUCGCCAGAGAAGGAGCCAUCAUGCUGCCAGCACCACUACAGCACCGACACCUGCCGCUCGAUCAACAGCCUCAGCCCUCACUAAGCUCCUCACAAAGGGCUUAUCUUGGCAGCCCCCACCAUAUACACCUACUCCCCGCUUCAGGCUGACAUUCUUCAUCUGUUCAGUUGGUUUUACAUCCCCAAUGCUGUUUGAUGAGAGGAAGUAUCCCUACCACCUCAUGUUGCAAAAAUUUCUCUGCUCUGGAGGCCACAAUGCCCUUUUCGAAACUUUCAACUGGGCUUUGUCAAUGGGAGGCAAAGUUCCUGUUUCUGAAGGAUUGGAACAUUCAGACUUGCCGGAUGGUACAGGAGAAUUCCUAGAUGCCUGGCUUAUGUUGGUGGAGAAGAUGGUGAAUCCCACCACGGUGCUUGAAUCACCACACUCACUACCUGCCAAAUUGCCCGGAGGUGUCCAGAACUUUCCACAAUUCAGUGCACUCCGCUUCCUUGUGGUAACUCAGAAAGCAGCUUUUACUUGCAUCAAGAACUUAUGGAAUCGGAAACCCCUGAAGGUUUAUGGCGGGAGAAUGGCUGAAUCCAUGCUGGCUAUUCUUUGCCACAUCCUCCGAGGAGAACCUGUUAUUCGAGAGAGACUGAGCAAAGAGAAGGAGGGAUCUCGAGGAGAAGAUGAUGCGGGGCAAGAGGAAGGUGGCUCUCGCCGAGAACCUCAAGUCAACCAACAACAGCUGCAGCAGCUUAUGGACAUGGGCUUCACAAGGGAACAUGCCAUGGAGGCCCUGUUGAACACCAGCACCAUGGAGCAGGCCACAGAGUACCUUCUAACCCACCCUCCUCCAAUCAUGGGAGGAGUUGUUCGGGAUCUCAGCAUGUCCGAAGAGGACCAGAUGAUGAGAGCAAUUGCUAUGUCUCUGGGGCAGGAUAUUCCAAUGGAUCAAAGGGCAGAGUCACCUGAGGAAGUUGCUUGUCGGAAAGAGGAAGAGGAGCGGAAAGCUCGGGAAAAGCAGGAAGAGGAAGAGGCUAAAUGUCUAGAGAAGUUCCAGGAUGCUGAUCCAUUGGAACAAGAUGAACUCCACACUUUUACAGAUACCAUGUUGCCAGGCUGCUUCCACCUUCUUGAUGAGCUGCCAGACACAGUGUAUCGUGUGUGUGAUCUGAUCAUGACAGCAAUCAAACGUAAUGGAGCGGACUAUCGUGACAUGAUUCUGAAGCAAGUAGUCAAUCAGGUGUGGGAAGCUGCUGAUGUAUUGAUCAAAGCUGCUCUUCCCCUGACAACAAGUGACACAAAGACUGUAUCAGAGUGGAUCAGUCAGAUGGCCACCCUACCCCAGGCCUCCAAUUUGGCUACUAGAAUCUUGCUUUUAACGCUACUUUUUGAGGAGUUGAAGCUGCCUUGUGCUUGGGUGGUUGAAUCGAGUGGCAUCCUUAAUGUCCUAAUCAAACUCUUGGAAGUGGUUCAGCCCUGCCUCCAGGCCGCCAAGGAGCAAAAAGAGGUUCAGACCCCAAAGUGGAUCACCCCAGUGUUGCUCCUGAUUGAUUUCUAUGAAAAGACAGCGAUCUCCUCAAAAAGGAGAGCCCAGAUGACUAAGUACCUACAAUCCAACUGCAACAACUGGCGCUGGUUUGAUGAUCGCUCUGGGCGUUGGUGUAGUUACAGUGCAAGCAACAACAGCACUAUUGAUUCUGCCUGGAAAUCUGGAGAGACAAGUGUGCGAUUUACUGCUGGCCGAAGAAGAUACACCGUCCAGUUUACUACAAUGGUGCAGGUUAAUGAAGAGACAGGGAACCGGCGCCCUGUGAUGCUGACUCUCCUCAGGGUACCACGGCUGAAUAAAAACUCAAAAAACAGCAAUGGACAGGAACUAGAGAAGACACUGGAAGAAAGCAAAGAAAUGGAUAUCAAACGUAAAGAAAAUAAAGGCAAUGAUACCCCCUUGGCCCUAGAGAGUACAAAUACUGAAAAGGAGGCAAGCUUGGAAGAAACAAAGAUUGGAGAGAUCCUGAUCCAGGGCCUGACAGAAGAUAUGGUGACUGUUUUAAUCCGGGCCUGCGUGAGCAUGCUAGGAGUCCCUGUGGACCCAGACACUUUGCAUGCCACCCUUCGCCUCUGCCUGAGGCUCACCCGGGACCACAAAUAUGCCAUGAUGUUUGCAGAACUGAAGAGUACCCGCAUGAUCUUGAAUUUGACCCAGAGCUCAGGCUUCAAUGGGUUUACCCCCCUGGUCACCCUUCUUUUAAGACACAUCAUUGAAGACCCCUGUACCCUCCGUCAUACCAUGGAAAAGGUUGUUCGCUCAGCAGCUACAAGUGGAGCUGGUAGUACUACCUCUGGUGUUGUGUCUGGCAGCCUUGGCUCUCGGGAGAUCAACUACAUCCUUCGUGUACUGGGGCCAGCCGCAUGCCGCAAUCCAGACAUAUUCACAGAAGUGGCCAACUGCUGUAUCCGCAUCGCCCUUCCAGCCCCUCGAGGCUCAGGAACUGCUUCAGAUGAUGAAUUUGAGAAUCUUAGAAUUAAAGGCCCUAAUGCUGUACAGCUGGUGAAGACAACCCCUUUGAAGCCCUCACCUCUACCUGUCAUUCCUGAUACUAUCAAGGAAGUGAUUUAUGAUAUGCUGAAUGCUCUGGCUGCAUACCAUGCUCCAGAGGAAGCAGACAAAUCUGAUCCUAAACCUGGGGGUAUGACCCAAGAGGUUGGCCAGCUCCUACAAGACAUGGGCGAUGAUGUAUACCAGCAGUACCGGUCACUUACUCGUCAGAGCAGUGACUUUGAUGCACAGUCAGGUUUUUCCAUUAACAGUCAGGUCUUUGCUGCAGAUGGUGCCUCCACUGAGACUUCCACUUCUGGGACCUCCCAAGGAGAGGCUUCAACUCCAGAGGAGUCUCGAGAUGGGAAGAAAGAUAAAGAAGGGGACCGGGCCUCUGAGGAAGGCAAACAGAAAGGCAAGGGCAGCAAACCUUUAAUGCCUACCUCCACUAUACUUCGUCUUCUGGCAGAGUUGGUGAGGUCCUAUGUUGGUAUUGCUACCCUGAUUGCCAACUACAGCUACACUGUGGGCCAGUCUGAGCUGAUCAAAGAGGACUGCAGUGUGCUAGCUUUUGUUCUGGACCACCUCCUCCCCCAUACCCAGAAUGCAGAAGACAAGGACACACCUGCCCUGGCCCGCCUGUUCCUUGCAAGUCUGGCUGCUGCAGGGAGUGGCACAGAUGCCCAAGUGGCCCUAGUGAAUGAAGUAAAAGCAGCCCUGGGACGGGCACUGGCUAUGGCUGAGAGUACAGAGAAACAUGCCAGGCUUCAGGCAGUGAUGUGUAUCAUCAGUACUAUCAUGGAGUCCUGCCCCUCCACCUCCAGCUUCUACAGCAGUGCCACGGCCAAGACCCAGCAUAAUGGCAUGAACAACAUCAUUCGACUCUUCCUGAAGAAGGGACUGGUUAAUGACCUGGCCAGAGUACCUCACAGCCUAGACUUGUCCAGUCCCAAUAUGGCCAACACAGUCAAUGCUGCUCUAAAGCCUUUGGAAACACUUUCCCGGAUUGUGAACCAGCCCAGUAGCCUUUUUGGCAGCAAAAGUGCUUCUAACAAGAGCAAGUCUGAGCAGGAUGCCCAAGGAGCCUCUCAGGACUCCAAUAGCAACCAGCAGGACCCAGGCGAGCCUGGGGAAGCAGAAGUACAGGAGGAGGAUCAUGAUGUCACUCAGACAGAGGUGGCAGAUGGGGAUAUCAUGGAUGGGGAGGCUGAAACCGACUCAGUGGUGAUUGCUGGGCAGCCUGAGGUGCUCAGUUCACAAGAGAUGCAGGUUGAGAAUGAGCUGGAGGACCUGAUAGAUGAGUUGCUUGAGAGGGAUGGCGGAUCUGGGAACAGUACAAUUAUAGUGAGCAGAAGUGGAGAGGAUGAAUCACAAGAGGACGUGCUGAUGGAUGAAGCUCCUUCCAACCUCAGCCAAGCUUCCACCUUGCAGGCCAACCGAGAAGAUUCCAUGAAUAUCCUGGACCCUGAGGAUGAGGAGGAGCACACUCAGGAAGAGGACAGCAGUGGCAGUAACGAGGAUGAGGAUGAUAGUCAGGAUGAAGAGGAGGAGGAGGAGGAAGAUGAGGAAGAUGAUCAGGAGGAUGAUGAAGGUGAAGAGGGAGAUGAAGACGAUGACGACGAUGGCUCUGAAAUGGAAUUGGAUGAGGAUUACCCUGAUAUGAACGCUUCUCCCUUGGUCCGAUUUGAGCGCUUUGACCGGGAGGAUGAUCUCAUCAUUGAGUUUGACAACAUGUUCUCCAGUGCUACAGACAUCCCCCCAUCCCCAGGAAAUAUCCCUACCACCCACCCACUGAUGGUACGCCAUGCAGACCACAGUUCUCUGACAUUGGGCAGUGGCUCUUCCACAACUCGACUCACCCAGGGAAUCGGGCGCAGUCAGAGGACCCUAAGGCAGCUGACAGCCAAUACAGGCCACACCAUUCAUGUUCACUACCCUGGGAAUCGCCAGCCCAAUCCUCCUCUUAUACUCCAGAGAUUGCUUGGUCCCUCAGCUGCUGCUGACAUCCUUCAGCUGAGCAGCAGCCUUCCUCUACAAAGCCGAGGUCGGGCCCGCCUCCUGGUGGGCAAUGAUGACGUCCACAUCAUUGCCCGGUCUGACGAUGAACUGCUAGAUGACUUUUUCCAUGACCAGAGCACAGCCACCAGCCAAGCAGGAACCCUAUCCAGCAUCCCCACAGCCCUGACCCGCUGGACAGAGGAAUGCAAAGUUCUUGAUGCUGAGAGCAUGCAUGACUGUGUUUCAGUGGUUAAAGUCCCCAUUGUUAAUCAUCUGGAAUUCCUGAGGGAUGAGGAGCUAGAAGAAAGGCGUGAGAAACGCAGGAAACAACUGGCUGAGGAAGAAACAAAAAUAACUGACAAAGGCAAAGAAGAUAAGGAGAACAGGGAUCAGAGUGCACAGUGUACUGCAUCUAAGACAAAUGACUCCACUGAACAGAACCUCUCAGAUGGGACGCCUAUGCCUGACAGCUAUCCAACAACCCCAUCUUCAACUGAUGCAGCUACAUCUGAGUCCAAGGAGACCCUUGGCACGCUGCAACCCUCACAACAGCAACCAACACUCCCACCCCCACCAGCCUUGGGAGAGAUUCCUCAGGAGGUGCAGUCCCCAGCUGGAGAAGGGGGGAGCUCUACACAAUUAUUGAUGCCUGUAGAGCCAGAGGAAUUGGGUCCCACAAGACCAAGUGGAGAAGCAGAAACAACUCAGAUGGAAUUAUCCCCAGCUCCCACCAUAACCUCUCUUUCCCCAGAGAGAGCUGAGGAUUCUGAUGCGCUGACAGCUGUCAGCAGUCAGCUGGAAGGCUCUCCUAUGGACACCAGCAGCCUAGCUUCCUGUACCUUAGAGGAGGCUGUGGGUGACACUGCAGCAGCUGGCAGUUCUGAGCAGCCCACAGCAGGCAAUUCCACUCCUGGGGAUGCCCCACCAGCUGUGGCAGAAGUACAAGGCAGGAGUGAUGGAUCGGGGGAGUCUGCCCAGCCUCCUGAAGACAGCUCUCCCCCUGCAUCCUCUGAGAGUUCUUCCACCAGAGAUUCUGCCGUGGCUAUUUCUGGAGCAGAUUCCCGAGGAAUCCUAGAAGAGCCACUGCCUUCAACAAGCAGUGAAGAAGAAGAUCCCCUUGCAGGUAUCAGUCUCCCUGAAGGCGUGGACCCUUCUUUUCUGGCUGCCCUGCCUGAUGACAUCCGUCGGGAAGUCCUGCAGAACCAACUGGGCAUUCGUCCACCAACCCGGACUGCCCCCUCCACUAAUAGCUCAGCUCCUGCAGUAGUGGGAAAUCCUGGUGUGACUGAAGUGAGCCCUGAAUUCCUGGCCGCCCUGCCUCCAGCCAUUCAGGAGGAAGUGCUGGCACAGCAGAGAGCUGAGCAGCAACGACGAGAACUUGCACAGAAUGCCAGCUCAGACACCCCCAUGGACCCUGUGACCUUCAUCCAGACUCUACCCUCAGACUUGCGCCGUAGUGUCCUAGAGGACAUGGAGGACAGUGUGUUGGCUGUGAUGCCACCUGACAUCGCAGCUGAGGCUCAAGCUCUGAGACGAGAGCAGGAAGCCCGGCAGCGGCAGCUUAUGCAUGAGCGUCUGUUUGGGCACAGCAGCACCUCCGCACUCUCUGCUAUUCUCCGAAGCCCGGGUACAGAGGGAGCUUUCACCAGUCGCCUGAGUGGCAACCGUGGGGUACAAUACACUCGCCUUGCUGUGCAGAGAGGUGGCACCUUCCAGAUGGGGGGUAGCAGCAGCCAUAAUAGACCUUCUGGCAGUAACGUAGAUACUCUCCUCCGCCUCCGAGGACGGCUCCUUCUAGACCAUGAAGCUCUGUCUUGUCUCCUGGUCCUACUUUUUGUGGAUGAGCCAAAGCUCAAUACUAGCCGUCUACACCGAGUACUGAGAAAUCUCUGCUACCAUGCCCAGACCCGCCACUGGGUCAUCCGCAGCCUGCUCUCCAUCUUGCAGCGCAGCAGUGAGAGUGAGCUAUGCAUUGAAACACCCAAGCUCACUGCUGGUGAGGAAAAGGGCAAAAAGUCAAGCAAGAGCUGUGGGUCAAGCAGCCAUGAGAACCGUCCCCUGGACCUGCUACACAAGAUGGAGUCUAAGAGCUCCAACCAGCUUUCCUGGCUCUCAGUGUCCAUGGAUGCAGCCCUAGGCUGCAGGACUAAUAUAUUUCAGAUCCAGCGUUCAGGGGGACGCAAACAUACUGAGAAGCAUGCAAGCAGUGGCUCUACUGUCCACAUCCACCCCCAGGCUGCUCCUGUUGUCUGCAGACACGUUUUGGACACACUCAUUCAAUUGGCCAAGGUGAGGGGCUUGAAAGAACCCAACUCCCAACUCCUGGGGAUGGAAGAUGGGUGGCAGCAACAGCUUGGGUGAAAUCUGAACAUGAGGGGGGGCUAAUAGGUUUUUCUCUUUGCUGUUAUUUUGAGUGCUAAACCCUGUAUUAUUUCUAUGAAAACUGUCCAAUAAAUAA
This is a messenger RNA of Carlito syrichta (Philippine tarsier), 10900 nucleotides long. RefSeq names its product HECT, UBA and WWE domain containing 1, E3 ubiquitin protein ligase (gene HUWE1). The transcript is spliced from 67 exons. The record is from RefSeq and is a predicted model, not a curated record. Gene Ontology annotation, molecular function: protein binding. Bases 442 to 10803 code for a protein of 3453 amino acids. Lineage: Eukaryota; Metazoa; Chordata; Mammalia; Primates; Tarsiidae.